Acanthoscelides obtectus is the source of this 832-nucleotide messenger RNA. The record is from the annotation of a GenBank genome assembly. NCBI's taxonomy places the organism in Eukaryota, Metazoa, Arthropoda, Insecta, Coleoptera, Chrysomelidae.
AUGGAAUUUUCCCCAUUGCAUUGGUUCUAUGGAUGGAAAACAUGUUAUUAUCGAUGCUCCAUUCACAGUGGAACUGAAUAUCGUAACUACAAGUCAUUUUUCAGCAUUGUUAUGUUUGCCGUAGUGGAUGCGGAAUAUAAUUUUUUAUUUGUGGAUGCCGGAUGUCAAGGCAGAAUAUCAGAUGGUGGGGUAUUUAAGGAUACAUUUUUUUUCAAAAAAUUGGAAGCUGAUAACUUGGGUUUACCGCUAGCAGAAACUUUAAGUGGAAGAAAUAAAGAAGUGCCUUAUGUUCUUGUAAGUGACUCUGCAUUUCCACUAGCUGAACAUAUAAUGAAACCAUAUCCAGGAGAUUUUCCUAAAGGUUCAAAGCAAAGAAUUUUCAAUUACCGUUUAAGCAGAGCGCGGAGAAUUGUUGAAAAUGUUUUCGGAAUUAUAGCUUCAGUUUUUAAAGUUUUACGUAGACCAAUACUUCUCCAACCCGAAAACGCUGAGAUUAUAGUCAUGACCAUUGCACAUCUACAUAACUUUUUAAGCAAAAAUUCACAAAGAUAUUACACACCCCUUGGAUCUUUCGAUCGUGAAGAAGCGGGACAAAUUGUUGAAGGAUCUUGGAGAAAUGAACCAAACACAGGUUCAUUACUUCCACUUAGGAAUGUACCACGAAGAGCUCCUUUGAUAGCAAAACACAUCAGAGAAGAAUUUUCUGAUUAUUUCUGCAAUGAUGGAAAAGUUCCAUGGCAAGAUCGAUACUGUUAAAUAGUAUAUACCAUAUGUAUAGUUUAUAAACUGUAUUUAUUAUUGCAUUUAUAAAAAAUACUUACCAUAGAAUUAA